AUGUAUGUAGGUGAAGUCUUUUCUCGCAAAUCAAUCCAACUUUUAUCCAUAGUAGAGGCCAACGUGAAGAAGGGUCCUUGGUCUCCUGAGGAGGACUCCAAGCUUAAGGAGUUCAUAGAGAAAUAUGGGACUGGUGGCAAUUGGAUUGCCCUCUCUCACAAGGUUGGGCUAAAGAGAUGCGGGAAGAGUUGCAGGCUGAGAUGGCUCAACUACCUGAGGCCUAACAUAAAGCAUGGAGAGUUCUCAGAUGACGAGGACAGGAUAAUAUGCAGCCUCUUUGCUAGUAUCGGAAGCAGGACAAUCAAGAGAAGAAGGACCCGGAGGUACUACAAGUGCCUCUCCUCCGGCAUGGCGCAGAGGUUCGACUCUGAGAGCAACUUCCAUGCCAACGGCCACAAGUUGCUGCCACCAGUAGUACCAGACAAGCUUGAAGGCUUCCAUGAAGACCACAAGAGACAUAGGCGGUAUCGGUCAAUGGAAGAGUUCUCUAGUGAUCUCUACUCGCCAGAGAAAUAUGGAGAUCAUCGUCCCCGUUUAGCUAAGGAUGUAAGACAAGGACAAAGAUUUACAAAUGACGAUCCUCAUGAUUAUGCUGAUGAAAAGAAUUUUGAAAUGGACGAUCUCUCAUGA
Elaeis guineensis (African oil palm) is the source of this 630-nucleotide messenger RNA. The record is from RefSeq and is a predicted model, not a curated record. NCBI's taxonomy places the organism in Eukaryota, Viridiplantae, Streptophyta, Magnoliopsida, Arecales, Arecaceae.